Molecule: messenger RNA, 1036 nt
Organism: Rhodotorula graminis WP1
Lineage: Eukaryota; Fungi; Basidiomycota; Microbotryomycetes; Sporidiobolales; Sporidiobolaceae
Exons: 2
Coding region: 1-996 (331 amino acids)
Source: RefSeq, a predicted model, not a curated record
AUGGCCUCCAGUCACCGGCGAGCGCGUUCCCCCUCGCCAGACGCCGGCCUCGACUUCUUCUCGGACUCGCUCUCGUCGCUCUUCGCCCACCAUGUUCCCGCCCAUGGCGAGCCCGACCAGCUCUUCACCUACACGCCUCCCGCCUCCACCUCGACUGCGCCCAUCACGGUGCGCCUCCCGCCCCAAGCCGUCAACAGCCUGUUCGCGCACCACGCCUGGGACGGCGGGCUGCGCUUGGCCGACAAGCUCGCUCUCGGCGAGCUCGACGUCGCGGGCGAGGACGUGCUCGAGCUGGGCGCAGGGGCCGGUAUCAGCGGGCUGAUGGCGGCACGGAUGGGCGCGAAGAGGGUCGUUCUCUCCGACUACAACGACCCGACCUUGAUCGCCAACCUCCGCUCAAACAUCGACCUCGCCUUUCCCUCGCCCGCCGACGCCCCGAUCCGAGCGAGCCUCUCCGCUCAAGGUCACUCGUGGGGCGACACCGCCACGUAUCCCGCCCUGCUCUCCUCCUCCUCCUUCGCCUCCCCCUCCUCGACACGCGAACCUGAGCGUCGCUUCACCCGCAUCAUCCUCGCCGACACGCUCUGGUCGUCCGCCGGCCACGUUCCCCUCCUCGACUCGCUCUUCGCGCUCCUCGCGCCGACGCCGACGGCACGCGUCUGUAUCGUCGCCGGGCUGCACUCGGGCCGAGCGACGAUCCGCAGCUUCUUGCGCAAGGCGAGCGGGAGAGGGCUCGUGCGCGAGGGCAAGUGGGUGGAGGUCGGGAUCGAGGGGAGGAGGCGCGAGUGGGGUUGGGACGAGCGAGGAAGGACCGAGGGUGGCGCAGCUGCGGCAGCGGGCGCAGACGAGUGGGACGAGGUCGAGGACGCGAGCGAGCGGAACAAGUGGGUCGUCGAGGGGCAGCUCGAGUGGAGCGACGAGGCGUUGCUCGCGAGGAAAGCGAGCGGGACGAAGGAGGGCAGCAAGCCGAGUCCGGGCGGACCUGUAGCGAGCUGAGCGAGGACAGCUUGUACUUGACGAGCCUCUGCUGUUGACG